AUGGAGAUCCGUGUUGACGCCGCGGAGGGGAAUGCUGCCCCAAAGGAGACGUUUGUGUCAAUGCGAAUUGGGGAUUUCCAGAAGCAGUCCCGAUUCGGUGCUGCCAAAACAUACAAGUUUCCAAAGAUGGAGGAUCCAAAUGGCUUUGCCCGCAUCGAGGUGUUCCAGCGAGUCGGGCACCUGACCGUCAGCUUGGGCAAGCUUCACCAAAGUGAUCAGAGCGUGGAGGUUCCAGUGGAGAUGCCGGGAAUGUCUCAUCUUCCCAUGAGGCUUGGGCUCCAGGGAGCCAGUCCAGAGGCCAACCCAGAGCCCAAGGCUAAGAACGCCAAGGUGAAGACCAAGCUGGACGCUGCUCAGAAGUACUUGGCUGAUCAUCACUUGGAGGAAGUCAUUGCUGAUGCAAUGCGCGAGGUCAUUCACGAAAAGCCCGCGGAGCCACUUACAUUCCUGUCGUCCCAAAUCCUCAAACAUGCGGCCAAGAAGCCAGAGCUGCUGCCGCGUAUCGAUCUGCCGACGGCACCCAUCCCGCCAAGCGCGACAGGGAAUCGCAAAGCAAACCCCUCAGAAAAGCUUCCGCCCAUCGGUGGGAAGCCGGAAACAGCGGGCGACUUGAACCGUCUGCGAUUGGAGGCACGCGAUGCUUUGCUGCAAUCCGCCCAGAACGGAAGCUUGGCGGCUGUGCUCUCUGCAGAUCAGUCCGCGGCAGAAAACCUUGGAAGCCUGCGCAAAGAGGCAGCAGCUGCAUUGAUCAAUGCAGCACGCGACGGAAGCCUGGACGUGGCGCUUCGCGAGACCAGGGCCGGCCAGGAAGGAGAUGAACUUGAGGAGCUUCGACAGCAGGCAAGGGCUACCCUGCUACAGGGCGCGCGUGAUGGAUCGUUGAAGGCUGCAUUGCAAAGCACGAAAGAGGAGGAGAACAACGUGGAGGACCUCAGAGUGCAGGCGCGGGAUGCGCUGUUGCGUGCUUCCAUCAACGGCACCUUAGAAAAGGCUUUGAAGGAAGGCAAGCCCGACAAGAAAGCGCAGGCUACCGGGCAAGGGACACUUGAGGAUCUGCGCCUUGAGGCUCGAGAAGCCUUCCUGCUUGCUGCGCAAGACGGAUCCCUGGAAAAGGCUUUGAACGAAGGCAAGACUCUUCAGGCGCCAUCCUUCAAAUACACUCCGUCUGUGGGGUCGUGGUUGCAGAAGAAGCCAUAUCAGGUUCCGCGGCCAUGGUACUACAACGUCCACGGCGAGACUGAAGAUGAUAAGGUGAUCAAGGACCUUCAAAGUGUCAUCGCAGAGAAGGAGCGUGAAAUCGAAAACUUGAAGGCUACGUUGAAGUCAAGCGGGCUUGACCUUCAAGCUCCAGCAGUGGCCUCGGGCAAGCCCGAGGCAGCACCGGCUGCUGCCGCGAAAGCGGAGCCCGCGCCUGCGCCGGCAUCUACGUCCCUGACACCAUUCAGGCCUUACUAUGCCGCACAUCUCCGCACCGUCAAGCCAGAUGCGUUGCAGAAGCUGUACGCAAAGUUCCCGGCCCAGCCGAAGCCCGUGUCAGCGCCGAAAGCACCGGAAAAGCCAGAGCAAGCUGCCAAACCCGCUGAGCUGAAGAGCACUCCCGCGGCAGCUGCCCCAGUCAAGAUGUUUGCCAAGUUGCCGUCGGUCGGAACAUGGCUAGCACCCAACCCGGCCAAGCUUGCUCAAGCCUCACCGGCUGUUCAAACCAAAGCUCCUGAUAUGCAGACUUCAGCCUCUGCCCCGUCCGUUGCACCAGCUCCUCAGAAGUUUGCAAAGAUGCCAUCUGUGGGGACUUGGCUUGCACCCAACCCGGCCAAGUGGGAGGACAAGAAAGAGACAAAAGUUGUGUCAAAGGAGGCGCCCCAGGUUGUCCAAGCUGCGGAACCUCAGGCCGCUCGCAAGCCUUUUAAACAACUCCCAUCCGUGGGAACUUGGCUGGCAUUCAGACCAUUCGAAGAGCCAGCAAAGCUUGUCCCAAUCUUGGAGAGAACCCACAGCAAGCUGCUGUGCAUGAACAAGGAGGAGCUCAUCACGGGCUAUGAGAACGAAAUCCGAAAGCGGGACGAGGAGAUCGCGAAGCUGAAGUCCUCGAAUAAGGCGUAA
Symbiodinium pilosum is the source of this 2100-nucleotide messenger RNA. The record is from the annotation of a GenBank genome assembly. Lineage: Eukaryota; Dinophyceae; Suessiales; Symbiodiniaceae.